AUGGUCAUAUCUACCUACGCCACUUCCACCUCCAACGUCUUGCCAAUUGCGCUAAUUAUAACCAUCCUCAGGCGCCAGUGCUUUAGGCUCAUUCUCCGGCUGUUUCUUCUGGAAGUCGAAAUUCCGCCUAGAGAUUAUUCAGUCGUCAGAACUUUUAUAAACAGACGAGAUAUAAGCGAUGAAAAAGAGCUUGUAAAGCUAAUAAACAGCGAAGACGAGACGAGGAAGACACCAUUGCAUAAGGCUGCAUACGAAGGGAGAGUGGACGUGGUCGAGGCGAUGCUCCGGGUGGGCGGGGACGUCAACCGAAGAGACAGCCGCUACGGGAACACCGCAGUGCACUGGGCGGCCUGCGGCGGCAGCGUCAAGGUCCUCAGGGUCUUGGAGGGCUACGGGGCCAACCUGUCGGCCAUCAGCAACGGGGGCUCCACCGCGCUCCACCUCGCCGCCUCCUACGGCAGGGCUGACGCGGCCAAGUGGCUCAUCGAGAACGGGCUCAGCACAGAGGCCAAGGAGAUAACCAACCAGACCCCUCUGCACCUGGCGGCCAUUUCCAACCAUGUGCCGGUCCUCAGGCUACUGAUGGAGAGGGGUGCCAAGAAGGAAGCCACAGAUAUAAGCGGGAGGACCCCCCUCCACAUGGCGGUGGUCGCCAACCGGCUGGAGGCAGCUGAGGUCCUCUGGGAGAAGGGAGCCAACCUGGAGGCCACGGACCUGGACGGCUGGACAGCUCUGCACUGGGCCGCUAUGAGAGGACUGGCCCCGAUGGCCAAGCUGCUCCUGGACCACGGAGCGGACAUCGCCGCCAGGGACUACGACAACAGAACGGCCCUCCACCUGGCGGCGGAGCAGGACUGGGCCGAUGUGGCGGGGCUGCUCCUUGACAGGGGGGCGGAGGUCGAGGCCCGGUCGAAGAAGGGACUGACCCCCCUGCACCUCGCGGCCAGCGGGGGGCGGCUUGGGGUGGCCCAGGUCCUCUUGGAGCACGGUGCUGACGUCAACGCUCUUUCCGAUAAAGGAGCCACCCCCCUCCUCCUGGCCCUCGACUCGAAGCAGUCCACGGUUGCCGACCUUUUAUUAGCCAAAGGAGGCAAGGUCUAGUGCAGCUCAUCUUUGGAUCACUCCAAAAGAAGACAGAUCAUUUACAAGACAUUCAUAUAUAGAGCAUAAGAUUUAUAAAAUUAUUAUUUUAUAUUUAUUUUUCUAAUUUGUAUGAGCAAGUUUUAUAAAUCCUAUUUCCAAAGUAGUGUUGUAUUUUUUUUUAAUAUAUGUUUCCAAGCUACUUUUUUUUUUUUUUUUUUUCACAUUCUAAAGUAAAGCCUGCUUUUCAACAGAAUAUUAUUCUUAAUACUUGAUAUUUAUUUCUUGUUGUUUUUAAUCAAAGUUCCUUAUAUUUUUUAUUCUUUUUUUUUAUUUUUUUUUUGUAAAUAUAAAUAUAAAUAUAUGAAUGAAAAAGUGUUUAUUAAAGUUUUUUUAAAAAAAUAUACAAAGUAAAAUAUAUAUAUACAAGCAACAACGCAUAGACAAUGGACAAUUCCGUCUAUCGAGGUCUGUGUGUAAUUAAUAAUAAAUAUUCAUCACAUUUAUAACUAAAAUAAAUGAGCAAUAAUAUAUCGACAGUAUUAUUAUGUUUUUAU
Molecule: messenger RNA, 1637 nt
Organism: Nezara viridula (southern green stink bug)
Lineage: Eukaryota; Metazoa; Arthropoda; Insecta; Hemiptera; Pentatomidae
Source: the annotation of a GenBank genome assembly